Aplysia californica (California sea hare) is the source of this 3167-nucleotide messenger RNA. RefSeq names its product transmembrane protein 145. Gene Ontology annotation, biological process: response to pheromone; G protein-coupled receptor signaling pathway. The record is from RefSeq and is a predicted model, not a curated record. Lineage: Eukaryota; Metazoa; Mollusca; Gastropoda; Aplysiida; Aplysiidae.
AACGAUAGGGGGGAAAAUAAAACAAAGACAGUAUUUAAUUAAAUUCUUUAUGAACACUCGGCUGCGUGCUUUUAACUUUUAGAAAUGUUCUCUCGUUCCCUGCCGUUUUACGGGUUGCGUUCUCCUUUGUUCUAUCAGAAACAUAAAACCAAGAGCUGCCAGCUUCAUGCUCAAGUACCACUACUGCUGCAUGUAUUGUCCUAACAAUACCGCUUGCUACUGGCCUAUGCAGCAGAGUCUAUUCCAUGCUAUGUAGUCCUUUGUUGUGUGGGAACGCUGCCAAAAAUGGCCCGUCGUUCCCUAGUACCUUAUUGAUUGUGAAGGCCAAGCUCUAAGUUCGUUGUGAAAUUUCCAGUGUUUCGGUCCGCUGGUCACCGUUCCACCAUUGUUAUCGACCUGUCUUCUUAUAGAUCUAGAAUCUACCCCGCGGUUAGACGUCAGUUACCUGACCCACUUAGCACCUGCGUGCGCACUGUGAUCGUCCGCUAGUUUGAAGAUCCAGCGCGGGUAGUGGUGCGCGCAAGUUGCUUUGUGCCAGGCUUUGCAGUGGAUGAUGAUGUCCAGUAUCGAUCUUUCGCGUCGAUCUUCUUAUCUCCCUUCGGAAUUGCCAUAGCAACAGUUUGUGACCUCACAUCAUCAAAUAUGGCGGCGUGAAUAGAAGCCGGAGAGGAAGUUUUCUGACAUCUCCUCCGAAAUGAGGAUUGCUGGAAUUGUGUGGUUCAUUGUGGCAACUUUGCCCCAAGCCCUAGCUAAAUGGCGAGAGGGGGUCAUCGACACGGAUCGGGAUUGGGCUUUUCUCACCCGCUUCUGCUUCCUCACACAGCAGGGAUCUCUCUCCUACGACUUCAAGUACCCAGUGGGCUAUGGAACUCAGGAGAUUCUCAUGUACUAUGACGAUCCCGGACAAUGGGACUCAAUUUACAAAAGGGGCAAGAACUGCACCCAAAAGAUGUCAGUUUUGAGCAUCACAAGCAACCAGAUUCUUGCCCUGAACACGAGUGUCACCCAAACCUCAAAAUAUGCUGGCUGCACUUUGUUCAACCAAGGUGGGGACACGUGGUACCACUGUGUGGGUCAGAGAACAUUCCGGUCCUCACGGGAACGCUGGUGGUACAUCGCCGUGGCGCGGUGUGGACCUCCGAAAGACCUGGUCGUGUCCUGCGAGCGGCCAGCAACACAAUCUUCAUUUUGUUGCUGAUCCUGAUGGCCAAGGGCUACACCAUCACGCGGGGCCGCCUGCCUAUAUCCAGCACCAUCAAAAUCACCGUCUUCAUGUCUGUCUACGCCGUGAUCAUCUCUGUACUUUUUAUCUGGGAGGGGCUGCUGUUUGACCCGGGCAAGGUCCUGUACUACUACGAGAGCCCCCCUGGGUACGGCCUGAUCGCCAUGCAGCUCAUCGCCUGGCUGUGGUUCCUCUACUCCCUGGUCUUCACCCUCAAGCACUGCUCCAGCAAGACGCGCUUCUACAUACCCUUCUUCUCCUUCUACACUGUCUGGUUCUGGGCUAGUCCAGUGGUCACUUUGGUGGCCAUGUUUGCGAUGGCGAAAUGGAGCCGAGAGAAGACGGUCAACGGGGUGGAACAGUUUGUGGGGUUUGUGGGCCACACCUUUUUCCUGUUCCUGACAAGGCCCAGUGCGGCUAAUGGCAAUUUCCCGUACCAUGUCAGGACUACUCAGAUUGCGACAAUGGGCGGUGAGGAGCACCUGGAUGGGAACCCCUACACGGUCAGCUCCCGGGACGGUUUGUCGGGCUCUGGGCCCAACCUGGAGUUUUUCAUCACCUCGAAGGAGGUGGACAAUGAGGACACGAUGGACGGAGAGAGCCGAGUGAUAUUCUCCGUCUCCGGACAGAGGGGUAAUCCCCCUUCGUACAACGAUCCGCCCCCAGCCUAUCCCCAGGUCGUGGAGCGUCCAGGCGUUGCCUCCAGCAGCUCUGUAGGAGGCAGUGGGGACGCAUCGACGGUCCACACCACAGGGGCCGGUCCUGACCACCCAGUCUCCAGCGCAGGCAGUGUCCAGCACAUUCAUAACUACGGUGGUGUCAUCAUCAACUCUGUCAACAACAACAACAACAACAACAAUGUCAACAACAACAUGAACAAUAACAACAAUAAUAGCAACAACAGCAACAGCCUGGUGAGCAAUGUAAAUAGCAAUUUCCAAGCCAGAAACGCCUUCGUGCCACCCAUUUUAAGCGGUCUGCCGCCCUCUGCGGGUCGAUGGGCUCUCCCUCCACUGGUCCGUGGUUCAGUUCUGACAGGCCACGUCCCAUCCGCCCCACCUAUGGAUCCCGUGGAGGAGACGGAACAGCCUCCUGAGAAUUUUGAGGGAACUUCGUCAAAGAAUAAGAAGAAAAAGAAGAAGAAGUGAAGGCAUGCGGAGAGGUUGAGCAGGUUGAAGACUGAUGGUUUUGUGAAUUUUCAAUCCAAAUGAAAUGCUCAGUUUAAGUCUCUGUCAUACGUUACAAUUCAAAAUGGCAUGUAGGGAUAUAACAGAGUCUUACUAUAAUCAGUCGAAAUAUCCUACCUUGUUAAGAAAUAGUGUGAUUUACUAAAAUUUCAUGAGGAAGAAAUUUUUUAGCUCAAUGCUGCAGUUCAUACUGGCUCUCAAAGCUAAUUUUUGGCUGCAGUAUUGUGUUGUCUUCACUGAAUUUGCCUCCUCCACCCCUCCCCCUCCUGGUCACUAGAAUGAACCCCUCAGCUUACCUUUUCGGAAACAUGAGCAUCUCUACUUAUGUAGAUCGUGAGCAAAUUCAGUAGUCUCUCUGCUUCACAGUUUCUUCGUCCAAUCAAAAACAUGUUUGUGUUUUAGACAGGAUUGGGAUUUUUGUUUGUCUGUGUUUGUAUUGUUAUUUGUACCCCGGGUUGCUCUUUCAACCGACAGUACUUGGUGAUAGUACUAAUAAUAACAAAAUGAUAAUAAUAAUAAUAAUAUUCAUAAUAAUGAUGAUAGUAUUGAAUCUCAUUUAUGCGAUGCUUUUCUGCUCUCAGUGCUCAAUGUACUUAACAGCAAAAAUUACGUAAACAUUGUCUUUAUUCAUUCAUCAUUACCAACAUAAUUAGGUAGACUUGGGCUCUCAGCUCCUGUCUUUCUUGAUCUGUCUUACACACACUUACAUACACAUGCACGCACAUAUGCACAUGCACAUGCACACACACACACACACA